CCCUUAGCAUGAAAAAAAUUGUGAAGCAUACACACAUAUCAACAAACUGCAAAGCAUCAAAAAAACAAGAAAGAUGAGUCAAGGACAACCUCAAAGGCCUGAAACAGAGCAUCAGCAAGAGCCCAUAAAAUUCGGAGAUGUUUUUAAUGUAACAGGGGAGUUAGCUGAUCAGCCAAUUGCACCACAAGAUGCAGCCAUGAUGCAGAGUGCUGAGAGCAUGGUGUUUGGUCAGACCCAAAAGGGUGGUCCUGCUUCUGUCAUGCAGGCUGCUGCUACCAAAAACGAAAGAACUGGGCUUGUUAGUCAUGAGGCUUCCACUCAGGUUGCUGGUGAUGAAGGUGUUACUGUAGCUGAAACCAAAGUACCUGGUAGACGUAUAAUUACAGAAUCAGUUGCUGGACAGGUAUUGGGGCAAUAUGUUGAGGCUGUUCCAGUAAUAGCAGCAGCAGUAGGAGGAAUAGAUGUGGAGGAAGCGCCCAUAACAAUAGGAGAAGCUCUGGCAGCAACAGCCCACACAGCAGGGGAGAAACCGGUGGAGCAGAGCGAUGCAGCCGCUAUACAAGCGGCUGAAGUCAGAGCCACCGGUUCUAGCGUUAUUAUCCCCGGAGGAUUAGCGGCCACAGCUCAGUCAGCAGCCUCAGGUAAUGAGGUGUUGGCUCAGGAUGUGGAUAAAAUCAAACUUAAUGAUGUCUUGACUGGUGCCACGGCUAAAUUACCGGCUGAUAAGGCAGCGACGAGGCAAGACGCAGAAGGGGUUAUGGAAGCAGAGCUUCGGAAUAAUCCGAGCCUCACAACUUAUCCUGGUGGAGUAGCUGCGUCUGUGGCUGCUGCUGCAAGGUUGAAUGAAAGUAGUUCUUAAUUGAGCUAGGCUCAUGUAUGUAUAAUAUUAAUAUUAAUAUCACUUUGUAAAGUUAGCCAGACGUUGUUCUUCCUCUUGUUUUUGCCCUUUGUAAUUAGUUGUUAGGCUGUGUAAAAGUUUCCUACUUUGUUAAAUUAUGUUAGCUCCGUUAGCUGCGUAAAUAUAUGUAUAUAUCUCCAAUCCGAAAUGGAUCGUCUUUUUUGG
Molecule: messenger RNA, 1063 nt
Organism: Lycium ferocissimum
Lineage: Eukaryota; Viridiplantae; Streptophyta; Magnoliopsida; Solanales; Solanaceae
Product: late embryogenesis abundant protein D-34-like
Exons: 3
Coding region: 74-859 (261 amino acids)
Source: RefSeq, a predicted model, not a curated record